CCAGGCCCUCGGGUCCCCGCCCGCGCGGGGGAGCGGCCGUGUCCUCGGAGCCGCCCCUCCUGCGGGAACAAACGGGACAUUCACGUUGGCCCGGCUGCCAGGGCGGCUCCUGGGGCAGCGCGGCGCACGGCGGCCACCUGGGCGCGCGGGGACACGGGGACAGCGCCGCGGAGCCCAUGCCGGCCUGAGCCCCGAGCAGCGGGGACCCCGAUCGUCGGCGCGGCCAUGAGGGGCGCCCCGCUCUGCCUGCUGCUGGCCGCCGCCGUCCAGCUCGCCUGGCCGCAGCCCCCCGAGAGACCUCUCUUCACUUGUGGCGGUUUUCUCACUGGAGAGUCUGGACUGAUUGGCAGCGAAGGUUUUCCUGGAGUGUACCCUCCAAAUAGCAAAUGCACGUGGAAAAUCACAGUGCCACCAGGGGAAGUCGUGGUCCUCAACUUCCGGUUCAUAGACCUGGAGAGUGACAACCUGUGCCGCUAUGACUUCGUGGACGUGUACAACGGCCACGCCAACGGCCAGCGCAUCGGGCGCUUCUGCGGCACGUUCCGGCCGGGUGCCCUGGUGUCCAGCGGCAACAAGAUGAUGGUGCAGAUGACUUCCGACGCCAACACGGCUGGAAAUGGCUUCAUGGCCACGUUCUCUGCUGACGAGCCCAACGAAAUAGGAGGUCAGUAUUGUGGAGGACGCCUGGAAAAACCUUCUGGCUCUUUCAAAACCCCCAACUGGCCAGACCGGGACUAUCCUGCGGGCGUCACUUGCGUUUGGCACAUCAAAGCCCCAAAGAACAAGCUUAUAGAACUGAAGUUUGAGAAGUUUGACGUGGAACGUGAUAACUACUGCCGUUAUGAUUACGUGGCUGUGUUCAACGGUGGGGAAGUCAAUGACGCCAAGAGGAUUGGGAAGUUCUGUGGGGACAGUCCACCCGAGCCAAUCAUAUCAGAGGAAAAUGAGCUUCUCAUUCAGUUUUUAUCAGACUUAAGUUUAACCGCAGAUGGAUUCAUUGGUCAUUAUAAAUUCAGGCCCAAAAAGCUGCCCCCGACUCCAUCACCACCUGCUACCGCCACACCCCCUGUGACAACAGGAUUAAAACCCACUGUGGCCCUGUGUCAACAAAAGUGUAGCCGGACGGGGACUCUGGAGAGCAAUUAUUGUUCAAGCGAUUUCGUGUUAACUGGUACUGUGAUCACAGCUGCCCCUCGGGGCGGGAGUUUGCAUGCCACAGUCUCCAUCAUCAGCGUCUAUAAAGAGGGAACACUGGCAAUUCAGCAGGCGGGCAAGAACAUGAGUGCCAAGGUCAUUGUGGUCUGCAAGCAGUGCCCGCCCCUCAGAAGAGGUCUAAAUUACAUUAUCAUGGGCCAAGUGGGUGAAGAUGGGCGAGGCAAAAUCAUGCCCACCAGCUUUGUCAUGCUGUUCAAGACCAACAGUCAGAAGGUUCUGAACGCCUUACAAGACAAGCAAUGUUAACACCAAUUGUCUGUGCAAA
Molecule: messenger RNA, 1480 nt
Organism: Castor canadensis (American beaver)
Lineage: Eukaryota; Metazoa; Chordata; Mammalia; Rodentia; Castoridae
Source: RefSeq, a predicted model, not a curated record